Molecule: messenger RNA, 1615 nt
Organism: Paramecium octaurelia
Lineage: Eukaryota; Ciliophora; Oligohymenophorea; Peniculida; Parameciidae
Source: the annotation of a GenBank genome assembly
AUGUAACCUUAUAAAAGGGUUUGUGUUUAAGAAUCGAAAAAUCCCUAUUCAUUUAGUGAACAAGAUGAGAAAAUUGGAAUAGAUUAUUCCAAUUUCAUAUAGUAAAUGGAAGGACCUUACCAUUAGCUUUAUGAACCGAUAGAUAAAUAAUGCAUAGGAGCAGGGGGAUAGGGUUGUGUAAUUAAAGUGAAAUGCAAAUUGAAUAAUGAGAUUCGGGCUAUGAAAGUGAUUAAGAAAAUUAACGAGGAUAAAAAUGACAAUUUUCGAAAAGAAUUCCAAAACCUUAAGCUGUAUCUCAUUAUCCUAAUUUAGAUUAGAUCAUCCAAAUAUAUUAAAGCUUUACCAUAGUUUUGAAGAUGACCAGAGAUUUUACAUAAUUUCGGAACUAUGCGAAGGAGGGACCUUAUCUCAAUAUAUCGAUGAUCAUUAUCCUCUUAAGGAAGGUGAAGUGCUUAAAAUUAUGAAGUAAUUAAUCAGUUCCAUUAAUUUUGCUCAUAAGAAGAAUAUAGUUCAUAGAGACAUAAAGCCUGAAAAUAUCUUGAUUGACGAUGAAGUUACAACAUCCAUUAAACUAAUUGAUUGGGGGUUCUCAGGGAUGAUUUAAUAAUAGGAAAAAUUAAGUCUAAAAUGUGGCACAAUUCACUUUGUGGCUCCUGAAGUGAUGGAGGAAUCAUACGACUAAAAGUGUGACAUCUGGUCUUGUGGAGUUGUCCUCUAUAUAUUAUUAUGCAAUGAUCCUCCAUUCCAAGGGACAGAUUCUAAUGAAAUCUUAUUUAACAUCAAAAAUCAAAGCAUAGAAUUCAGGUAAUUAAUCAAUUUGAAUGAAGAUAUUAAUCUUGGAAAUAAUACAGUUCUCUCGUUAAGGAUCUAUUGAAAAGAAUGUUGGAGAAGAAUCCAGAAUAGAGACCAAAUGCUCAAUAGGUUCUUGAUGAUCCAUGGUUUGAAAGGUAGAAUUCUUAAUUAGCAAUUAGUCAUUCAUCUGAAUAAAUACCAUCUCAAGAUUUCAAGGAGAGCAUGAUAUAAUUUAAUGGUUACACUGAAGAUCAGGACAAUAAUUUAAAAUAAAGCAGGUUUUUAUAGGCAAUAGUGUUAUUCAUUGCCACUGAAUUAGUGCAUAAAGAUGAUAAAAAAGUGUUGAAUCGCAUCUUCCGUAAAAUUGAUAAGGACAAUAAUGGUAUUAAUGAUUAUAUGAGAAAAUUAGGAACAAUCUCAAAAGAGGAACUGAAAUGCGCUUUACAAUAAAUAUAUUCAAAAAAUCAAUUGGACGAAAAAGUUGAUAAAAUAUUCGAUUUCUUGGAUGUUAACUAAAGUGGCUCCUUAGAUUUUAGUGAAUUUGUAGCAGCAACAUGUAAAUUAUCGGAUGUAGAAGGUAUAUCUUAAUAUAUAAAACGACGCAGAAAAAAUUAGAGUUGCAUUUGAUGUAUUGGACAAGAAUAAAGAUGGGUGUAUAACUCUAGAUGAAUUAUUUAAAUUUAUUGGGAGAGAGGACUAUGAUAAUGAUUGUAAGGAGAUCUUCAAUCAAUUUGAUCAGAAUGGAGAUGAUAAAAUAAGCUUUGCCGAGUUUUCUCAAGCAGUUUAAAAAUACGUGAAUAUAUGUAGAUAGAUUUAAUAUUGA